UAAACACUUGCCGGUAGAAAAAGCAGGUUGGUGGAGCGAAGAAAGUCGGUUCUGUGCGUGUAUUAGGCCUAUCAUUUUGAAACAUGGAAAGUGACAGAAAAAUAAAGUUAGCAGAACUGCGCCAAAAGAGAUUAGCAUAUUAUAAUAACCAGGCACAUCACAAAAAUAUAGCAAAAUGGAUGAGAGAUGUAGAAAUUGAAACAUCAGAGAAAAAUAGAUGUACCAAUGAAAAAUUGGCCUUUGAAGCAGUACAUGAUUCUGAUAUCAAACAUUCCAAUAGAGAGAUAAGCGUAUCACAUUCCCCACCAAUUGGUGCAAGCCAAAGUGCUGAUGAGGAAAGUCAGAGAGAGCCAGCGAAUCAAUCAUUGAACCAACAGGAACUCAUAAAUAGAUACUUCGAAGAACCAGAUCGGACUCCAAGGAGAAAAACUAUUUCUACGUUAGGAGACAAUGAAUCAUAUGAUGAUGAAAAUUGGUUUGAGCACUUGAAUAAUGUGGAUUCGGGUCAUGGUGUCACAAAUAGUGCAGGCAGCAAUAGUUCAAAAGAACAUCUUAUUGAUAAACCAUUUUCGCAAUUAAGGAGUUAUAAGCCAUUUAAUGAUGUAUAUUCAGAGCAUCAAGAACAUAAUGUUAAACAAGAUAACAUACAGUCUAGAGGGAGUAUUGAUGAUUGUAAUAGAUCAUCACAUGGAACAGCCCCAUCACGUAAGCACAAAAAGCGGAAUAAGGUUAAAAAAUCCCGAAGAAAUGAGAAAUACCAGAGUGAAAAGGGUACACAAAAUGUUGAAAGGAAACCAUUAUCACCUAGUUUACCUACAAACUUUUUUGAUCUCGAUUCUUUACAGAAUGCAGCUCGCAAUGGGGAUGAUGUUCUGAGAAAAUAUAUUCAAGAGCUCAGUACAAAAAUGGUCAAUUCCCAAACAGAAACAAACCACAUAUCUGAAAGUAACUAUGAUUUUCCUGCAAAUGAAUGUAAUCUGAAGCAAGCCUCUUAUCCAACCACCUUGUUCGCUCUUAGUCACGAUCCAAGUCCUACGAAUGAAGAUUCUUUUUUUCAACAUGAAAGAAAAGCACAUAAUUAUGUCCACACCCGACACAAUUAUACCACAAAAUCACAAGAUUUUAAUUUUCAUUAUAAUGAUCAUGAAAACAUACACAAUAUGCCAUUAGAAUAUACUAAAGAAGAGGUGGACAUGGACUAUUCAAGGGUUAGUUCAGAAUUUGAUGACCAAAAGUCAAAAUAUGUGCCAAAGAUUUGUAAACCAGCAAUACUAUCAUCUCAGCUUCAGAAAUUAGGUUUGUGUGAUGACAUCCAAAGCGAUCUCUCUUUGCAUUACAGCCAGGAAAAGGAUGAGGAUCUUUAUCAGUUUCUAGAUUAUAGAGAUCAUGGUGAAAAUGAUUUUGAUCUUCUGACUCAUCGACCCAGUAACCGACCAAUUUCUCCUCUUAUCCAGCCUACAUCAUAUAGUGAAAUUUAUGAAGUUGAAUGUGAAUUAACUCCAAAACCACCACAAUAUGAUGAGCUUCACCUCAUUACACACAGACCAAAAGAUACCACUGAGAGAAGGAAUUUUGAAAGAGUUGAGGACUUUUACAGGAAUGAAAAAUCAUCUAGAUCUAAACUGCUAGAUUUUUCUAUUGAUGGUAAUCCUACCAAUAAUGCAAAGGAAUGGUUCAAUGAUUAUGAUAGCACCAUUAGAUCCACUUCACCUGAGCAACAUAUGCUGGCUGUUAGGAAGUAUCAUAACAUUGAAAAACAUCGCCGUAAGUCUAGAAAUCAAAUAAAUGGUGAUUCUAUCAGGAGUCGCUCUACACCUUUCAAGCAUGAAGAAAUAGAUAGCAGACACAUGAGAAGUCAGGAGACAAACUCCAAAAAAAGCAGUGUUUGGCACUCUGAUAAAAAAGAUGAUAUUUUUACGAGGAAUGAAAGUGAAGGAGAUGUUGAGUUGUUAAUAUGCGAUGAUCACGCUAAACCAGUGACAGACAUUGCAGAUCACACAUUGACACCCGCACUGAAUAUGACACAAACACUAUCAAUGCCAGAACAUGAAAUUAAAUUGAAUGAAAUAGACAGCGAACCUGUUUUGGAGAUGUUCGAUAGGAAACAAGAUUACACAUCUCAUGACGCAAACCAAAAUGAGAGCGACUCUAAACAGCGUUUCGAUUCCUCAAAUACUAAUUACCAGAGACAUACUUUUGAUUUCUAUGAUAAACAAUUAAUUCCUAUUCCUCCAAGUAGAAGUCCUGAACCUAAGAUUUCAACCAAUUUGCAUCACCUGAGAUCUUCUCACGUUCUAACCCCUGAUGAAAAUCCUGAUAUAGAAAUUAAAGAAGUUUUACUAGAUGCCAACAAAUUUUCUGAAGACUCUAUUCUGAACCUUUCAAGUAACCCUGAUCAUGAAGCGAUGAAGCCGUUAAGCUUGAAAUUAGAUCUAUCCUUUAAUACUGAAGAUGAUAGUAUUGAAUACUAUCGUGUCAAAACUCCACUAUUGGAGAAUAUCUUAGAAAAUACAAACAAUAUGGAGUGUAAUCCUGAAGUGAUUGAUAACAAAAAUUUUAGGUCAAGUUCUCCAGCAAAUUCAAAAAAGAAAGGUGUCAGUAGAUUACUUGAUAGAGGGUCAACACAUAAACCAAGAUGGCUGACAUCCUCUAGUUUGUCCAGUUCAGUAUUGACCUCAAAAAAGUUUACUAACACUUUUAAAGAUAGUAAAAGAAGCAUCACAGGAGGUUGCUUGAGCUUAAGUAGAAAAGAUGUCAGCGUCUCCAAAGAGCUAUCAAGAAGUCAGGGCAUGCUUCAAGAUAGAAGUUCUUCGGGUGAGAAAUGGCAAAGAUCACCGCAGAAGAAAGUUGCCAAGGAGAGCUUCUUUACUGUCAGACCCGCUAAGACAGCAGAAAGCAAUGGUACAAACAUUCAACAGAAGUGUGCCCUUCCCCUUACUUUGCAACUUUUAUCUGAUAGUCCAAGAGGGGGUGAAGGCUUGUCGCUUUGGCAACUGUUACCCGAUGAACUACUGUUUCACAUUUUCUCCUACUUGUCUCCUUCGAGUCUGGCUGUGACUGCACAAGUCUGUCAAACUUUUCACCGGAUUGCAAAUGACGAACUCCUUUGGAAAAGCAUCAUGUUACAGAAGAAAGAUUUAACUGAUGACUGGUUAAUGCAAAUUGGCAAAAAGCACCCAACAACCAUUUCCUUUCUCCAGUGCAAUGGCAUGAAAGUGUCAGAAGGGGGUCUGCGAACGAUGUUUAGAGCUUGUUCAAAAUCACUGAAGGAGCUGAAUGUAAGUGGUUCAACUGGAGGGGAUUUGAUUGGUGACUCGAUACUCCUUCAUGCAUCUCGCUGCCGAGGACUCACAAGCCUGGACGUUAGCUGGUGCAGUGUCACAAAUAAUGGCCUCAUUUCUAUCGCUGAAAGUAUUCAAAUGUUGGGGAUGCUGUGCCUGAAUGGUUGCCAAGCUGUAACAGAUGAUUCUAUUAACAUGAUUUUAAAAAAGCACUGCAAAAGUCUUCGUGUUCUAGAAGUUUUUGGUUGCUUCAACAUUUCACCUGCAGUAAUUUCACAAAUUGGCAAAGUCUGUAAAAAUCUCCAAGCUUUGAAUGUUGGGCAAUGUUACAAGAUGACAGAUGACCAUAUGUUAACUAUGGUUUCCCAUCUGGAACACGUUCAACACUUGGAUAUGAGAGGAUGCAAACAGAUACAUGAUACAACUGUACGUAAAAUAGUUAGAUGUUGUAAGAAACUGAAGAGUGUCUCAUUGGCAAACUGCGGUCAUUUGACAGAUGCAUCUUUAGUGGAGUUUGCAACAUACCUUCCAACAAUCGGAAUACUUGACGUAUCAGGCUGCAAAAAGAUAACUAAUCACGGAGUAUACACAUUAGCCAAAAGUUGCUAUCAGCUUUCUUCCCUGGACCUCAGUUCAACAUCAGUCAACUAUAAAAGCGUUUCAUCUUUGGCAAGUUAUUGUGGGAAGAGCCUACAAAUUUUAAAACUCAAUUUUUGCCAAGAUAUAACAGAGAAAAGUGUUCUGAAAUUACUUCAUCAUUGCAAAAGGUUGGAAAUGCUGCAGCUGUAUGGUGUGAAAGGUUUACGUAAUUUAUCUUCAAUCAAGAGUCAGUUUCCAUGUUUAAAAUUGGACUAAAAAUAAUUUAUUCUGAAGAACAAAUUUUAUCAUCAAUGUAAAUACAGUAUAUGCUGGUGUGUAGCAAAAGGCCAAUUGUGUCAGCAGGUCGGGUUGUAAUGGUUUGGCACAGCGGGAACAGUUUGGUUUCCCAACCUCGACGUCGGGCUUUCAAUUCCUCGCUAUGUAUUCGCUUGUGUCUUUGAGCAAGUCACUUUAUCGGCAUUGCUUCUCUCCAUUCAGGAUUAUAAGUGGGAAACCUGAAGAGAUUCGAGUGCAAAAAUGCGCUGAUAUAUUUCAUGCCGCAAACUAUGGAAUUUCCCCCAUAGGCAUCGUUCCAAUGACUAAUAAUGUGGGAAAGCGCUCAGAGACUUAGUUGUAUAGAGCGCUAUAUAAAAGCCUAUAUAUUAUUAUUAUUAUUAUUAUUAUUAAAAUGACAUGGCCUUUGGUGUCAACUGUAUGGAGUGACAGAAUACCAUAAAACUAUGCCUGGACAAACAAGCAGUGUGGGACAGUAAAUACAUUCUAUCAAAAUAUGAAUCACACAGCACAGACCUACUACAAAUAUUAAAUAAUGUACAGUAUACAUUUUCUUAAUAUAUUUUUGUAAAUAAAAAAAAAUCAGUACUAUUGAGAUUUAUAAUGUGCAAUGCAUUCCUAAUUAAGACUACUAUAAGUAGAUCACAUUUAAUAUUAUAUAUGAUGAUGAAUACAUGUCAGUAAUGCAAAAUGUAGCAUACAUACUUUUAUUUUUAAAAAAAGCCCUGUAGAAAAUAAUGUAACAUUGAUGUAUUGAAAACUUUAAAAGUAUGACAAUAGCGCUGUGUCGUGUAAACAUUUUUUAAUUUAAAAUGGUAUAAGUAUUUAUUAUUAUAAAACACAAAAUCAUGAUGUCGAAUGUGUUCUUGAUUGACUUAAGUGGGUUCAAUACACAUUAAGACUGAUUCACUUUGUUAUUCAUUUACGGUAAAAAGUAAAAAAAUUAUAAAACUAAUUAAAAACAAAAUCAUAUGAUGCUUUAUUUCAGCACUAAUGACAUUAGCAUGAUGGUCAACUUCUAGUAAUAGUAUGAUUUUUCUUUUUCAUAGCAGUAUAUGUGGCUUGAAUGGCCAACCCUAGGCUACUAAAAAUAACUACUCCUAGCCCUAGGCCAAAGCCUUCUUAAUUAACAUAGUCCAGACUGCCCCCUAGGCCCUAUGUAAAGAAGCUUUCUAAUCCAUGCAAAUUAUUUUAUUGUUUAUUGAAUUCUUCAUUUACAUUUUAUAUGGCUAUUUUCAAUCAUAUGCAGUAUGAUAACUAAUUAUAUAUCAUUAUAUGAUAUAUAAUAAUAAUUAUUAUAUAUCAUAUAUUUAUGAUAUAUAAUUAGUUAUAUCAUAUAUAGUACAAGGUAGAAGUCAUAAUGUGCGAAAGUAAACACAUACCACCUGUUACACAGACUUUGUUGUAUAAUAGAAUUUUCAGCCAAUCACAGAGGACUCAUUUUCAUUAUGUAACGUAUGGAAGGCCCCAGUGGCCUAAUUACUUAAGGGUAUACUCUUGCUUUAAUAUUUAUUUUUUUAAAUUUUGUAUGAUAGCGCAAUGUGGGCGAGGUUUAUACUUCUGGUGGUGCCAAAGUUUGUUUAUUAAGACAGCAUAGCACCAAAAUCUUUGCUUAAUGUAAACUAUUAUGAAAUUUGUUAUUUUUUUUUUUUUUUGUUUUUUUUUUUGUGUAUUUGGCAGCCAUAUUGUGGCCAUUGGAUUUUCACAACGGCAAGAGGCUGAACUCGAAUGUUGGUGGUGGCAAAUGUGUUUUGACUUCUGAAACCAUAGUAUAGACACAAAUAUUGUUCUAUGUAAAAUAUUACAUUGAUAUAAGUGACAGAUCCAAUGACGUGUAUUAGCAUUGAUUCUAAGUUGUAGUACUGCAUCUAAUGAUCAUUCUGACAGUCACGAGUUCGAAUCCUUAAUUGCAUAAUAUGUUUUUCUUAAGAGAAUAUAUUUAAUGGUAGAAUCAAUUGCCUUUAGAUUUACUAUUUAGUUAAUUAUGUUUUACUCGUAGGUGAUAUGUCAUCAAUUUAUGUUCUGAAUGUUAUAUUUUUAUGAAAGAAGGGCUUGAUUGUUUACUUGGUGUUCAUGCUUUACUUCAUUUAAUUUAUAGCAAUAAUAUUUAAUUAUAACUUUCUGUGUAAUUAUUUAUUCAAACAACUUAUUUUCUGUUUAAUUUUUGUAAUAGUUAAAUUAAAGCAAACAUUUAAACAAAUUUUAAUCAAAGCUUUUAAAUUAUGGAAUUAAGAUUUUCUUAAGGUUAAUAUUUUUGUGUAUAAAUAUAUUUUGGUAAUAUAGUUUAAUGUAUAUUUUUAAUUAAAACGGUACCUUUCAUUUGUGAUUAUGCAUUGCUAGUGAAAGAAAUAAAUUAAAUUAAAA
Molecule: messenger RNA, 6518 nt
Organism: Anneissia japonica
Lineage: Eukaryota; Metazoa; Echinodermata; Crinoidea; Comatulida; Comatulidae
Exons: 13
Coding region: 84-4136 (1350 amino acids)
Biological process (GO): SCF-dependent proteasomal ubiquitin-dependent protein catabolic process
Cellular component (GO): SCF ubiquitin ligase complex
Molecular function (GO): protein binding
Source: RefSeq, a predicted model, not a curated record